AUGGCUGCGCAGGACGAUGGUGCGAGCGGGGAGAUUAGGACGAAGACACAGCAGAGCCCGCUGGCGUCGCAGAGACCUGAUGGCCAGGUUCCGGGUAGGAUCGCGAAGUGGUUCCCGCUGAGCGCGUCGGAGGGGUUCUCGCAAUGGUGGGCUGGCCUCUCCCCCAUGGCGACCGAGCACCGCGUCCUCUCCUUCAUUCCCUACCUGCAGAGCCCGCCUACACAUACACAGACCGGCUCAGCGCCAGCCUCGACGUUUCCCUCGUCAGCAGACCUCGCAGCGGCGCCGCCCAAGAAGCCCGAGGACCACACCACGACCGACACACUUACUGACCCGUACGGCCCGCGGCGAUGGAACUCACAGAUGGUCGAGCUGAGCGGCAAGGGGCGCGCCCUGAACGAGUUCAGCGUUGAGCGACUUGGCGAGGACGUCGAGGAGAAUCUCGUCAUGCUGCACGGCUACGGCGCAGGGCUGGGCUUCUUCUACCGCAACUUCGAGGCCCUCUCGCGGGCUGAAGGCUGGAAAGUGUACGCUUUGGACCUGCUUGGUAUGGGCCGCAGCAGCCGCUCAACCUUCAAGAUCCACGCCAAAGACAAAGACGGCAAGAUCGCAGAAGCAGAAUCCUUCUUCAUUGACGCCCUCGAAGAGUGGCGCAUCAAGCGCGGCCUCGAGCGCUUCACCCUGCUCGGCCACAGUCUAGGCGGCUACCUCGCUGUCGCCUACGCGCUCAAAUACCCAGGCCACCUGAACAAGCUGAUCCUCGCGAGUCCCGUCGGAAUACCCGAGGACCCGUACGCAGUGAACGAGGAGAUGCCCGAUCCGAAUGAUUCCAGAAUGGUCAACGAGUUCACCCAAGACGCCUCGAGCACUCGCAACGGCGUCCAGCCCUCCACAGCAGACAACAACAACUUCCUCAACCAAGCGAAGAAGAACGCCGAAAAACCCAACCAGCCCCCGCGCCGCCGCAUGCCAGGCUGGCUCACAUACCUGUGGGAAGCCAACAUGCUCUCCCCGUUCUCGUUGGUGCGCUGGAGCGGUCCGCUGGGUCCGCGUCUCGUGUCGGGCUGGACGAGUCGGCGAUUCUCACACCUGCCGGAAGACGAGGCACAAGCGCUGCACGACUACAGUUAUGCGCUCUUCCGCCAAAGAGGGAGCAGCGAGUAUGCGCUUGGGUACCUCCUCGCGCCCGGCGCGUUUGCACGCUCGCCUUUGAUCCGCCGUAUUCAGGGCGUUGGGCGCCAGUGGAUCGGUCCACACGCCACGCCCAGCGUUGACGGCGACACGCCUCCACAAUCCCCCUCUUCCUCACCAGCAUCACAAGCCCAACCCCCAUCCGCGCAGAGAACAAGAGAAUCGGGAUUUCCAAUCAUCUUCAUGUACGGCGAGAACGACUGGAUGGACGUCGCCGGCGGGUAUGCCGCGGAGCAGAAGAUCAAAGAGGAGCGAGAGAGAGUGUUGAAAGGGAAGAGUCGAGAAGAGAGGGAGAGGGAUCAGGCGAAGGCGAAGGUGGUUAUUAUCAAUAAGGCGGGGCAUCAUGUUUAUCUGGAUGGGUGGGAGCAGUUCAAUCGCGUGAUGCUGGAGGAGAUGAAGGAGACAAGGGCGAGUGAGAAGAAGAGGAUUGCAUGA
Messenger RNA from Macroventuria anomochaeta, 1626 nucleotides. Its product is annotated as alpha/beta-hydrolase. The record is from RefSeq and is a predicted model, not a curated record. Bases 1 to 1626 code for a protein of 541 amino acids. Gene Ontology annotation, cellular component: mitochondrial inner membrane. NCBI's taxonomy places the organism in Eukaryota, Fungi, Ascomycota, Dothideomycetes, Pleosporales, Didymellaceae. Gene Ontology annotation, molecular function: A2-type glycerophospholipase activity. The transcript is spliced from 2 exons. Gene Ontology annotation, biological process: cardiolipin acyl-chain remodeling.